Molecule: messenger RNA, 540 nt
Organism: Echinostoma caproni
Lineage: Eukaryota; Metazoa; Platyhelminthes; Trematoda; Plagiorchiida; Echinostomatidae
Source: the annotation of a GenBank genome assembly
AUGGUAGUUAGUGUUUACAGAAGCCUAUCAUCCACGGCCAACGAGGAUGAGUCGCUGCUACUCACGCUACGUACGGCAGCUCGCCACAAUGGGAAACUUCUGAUCCUCGGGGAUUUCAACACCCCAGAGAUCAACUGGGGUAAAGAAAGUGCCCCAUCGGGUUCCUUUGGCCAUGCGUUACUGAACCUGCUGCACGAUGAAGCCCUCGUGCAACACGUAAGAGAGGAUACGCGAUGGCGAGAUGGCAGCAGGCCCAAUAGAUUGGACCUGGUAAUAACGAAGGGGGCGAACGAUAUAGAAAGUAUUCAGGUAAUGACCCCACUGGGUAAAAGUGACCAUGCACUACUUCAUCUUAUCAUAUCCAUCCGAGGAACGGGAAUACCCGCAAUGGCCGAAGUCAUCAUUAUAAAAGAUGAGAUAAAGGCCCAACUGCAGGCGCUGAAGAGCAUCAAGGCAGCGGGACCCGAUGAUAUUCACCCGGCUAUCCUGAAACCGCUGGCUGAGGUGCUUGCUGUACCACUAGCAAAGCCUUUUAACUGA